UGGGGUUGAUGUCUUGAGGGAGGCAUUUUUGCGCAAGUCGGGCGGCGGCGGUGAUGUGAACGGAGGGGUUUGAGUUGGGAUAGCUACGCACAGGGACCGCGAUCGGCUUGUAUAUGCCUCCGCCUCACCGCCACUCUUGGGUCCAAUUCGGUAUUUCUGCGCACUCGGAAGCUUAUUAUCCUCGUCUCUCAGAUAUAAUGGUCGAUCCUGUAGCUCGGAGCUAACAUCCUCCUUCAAGUACCAAACUCCCAAUCUGAGCAAACCUCCGAAGGGUGAACAAGUACUGCAGUCAGCAGAUGUCUGUCAUGGCAUGAGCUGUUAGUGCACCCUUGAUGUGGUGCCAAGGGGUGGGGUCGGGAGGUUGAUGAAGGGCGAGGAGACGGGAUUGGACAAAGAUGAGUUCCAGGCGAGUACUUUGGGGGCGUAAUGGCUUUUGAGCUCGUCAUGGAUGAACAGUACUAAGCCUUGUUCAUUAAGGGAAUGAAAGGACUCGACACGCAGGCGAUCAAGAAUAAAGUAGCAUUACGAGCUUCUCUCACAGGAUCAAUCUUCAUGGACUCUGUCCGCGUGUCCCACGAUGCACUGUUGCCUAAAUCAAAGGGAUUGGGAUCACCGUUCUCUUGCUUGAACUCUGCUCGGUAUGGUAUCUCGUGGGGAGUCAUGGGCGCUCUGGAGGAUUGUGUCAACCGGACGAGAGCGUAUGCGCUGGAACGGCAUCAAUUUCAGCGUCCGUUGGCUUCAUUCCAGCUCGUUCAGAAGAAACUAGUUGAUGCCCAGACGGAGGUGACCUUGGGACUCCUAGCCAGCUUGCAAGUCGGCCGACUCAAGGAGGCCGGACAAUAUUCACCUGAGAUGAUAAGUAUGAUCAAGAGGAACAAUUGUGGGAAAGCUUUGCAACACUCGAGGAUUGUGCUGGAUAUUUUGGGCGGAAAUGCCUGUGCUGACGAAUAUCAUGUUGGAAGACACGUUGCCAAUCUGCAAGUCACUAAUACAUAUGAAGGAACUUAUGACAUCCACACUCUGAUACUUGGGAAAGCGAUGACUGGUAUACAAGCAUUUUUCUAAACAUGGACACAGCGAUAAUUCAUGUACACGCAAUUUCCGAC
Molecule: messenger RNA, 1106 nt
Organism: Desarmillaria tabescens
Lineage: Eukaryota; Fungi; Basidiomycota; Agaricomycetes; Agaricales; Physalacriaceae
Product: acyl-CoA dehydrogenase/oxidase C-terminal
Exons: 6
Coding region: 481-1065 (194 amino acids)
Biological process (GO): fatty acid beta-oxidation using acyl-CoA dehydrogenase; fatty-acyl-CoA biosynthetic process
Cellular component (GO): mitochondrial inner membrane
Molecular function (GO): fatty-acyl-CoA binding; glutaryl-CoA dehydrogenase activity; flavin adenine dinucleotide binding
Source: RefSeq, a predicted model, not a curated record